Molecule: messenger RNA, 1988 nt
Organism: Chinchilla lanigera (long-tailed chinchilla)
Lineage: Eukaryota; Metazoa; Chordata; Mammalia; Rodentia; Chinchillidae
Product: histone H2B type 1-A
Exons: 2
Coding region: 87-476 (129 amino acids)
Cellular component (GO): nucleosome
Molecular function (GO): protein heterodimerization activity; DNA binding; structural constituent of chromatin
Source: RefSeq, a predicted model, not a curated record
UUGCCAGCUCCUAACGGCUUUUGUUGAGUUGGCUUUGCCUUUCUUCACAACCUGGAGUUGAAUGUUGUAGAGCUGUUCACUUAGCAAUGCCGGAGUUAACUUCAAAAGUUGCCACAAUUUCCAAGAAGGGAUUCAAGAAGGCUGUCAUUAAGACUCAGAAGAAGGAAGGGAAGAAGCGCAAGAAAUCCCGAAAAGAAAGCUAUUCCAUUUAUAUCUACAAGGUGCUAAAGCAGGUUCAUCCAGACACGGGCAUCUCCUCCAAGGCUAUGAGCAUCAUGAAUUCCUUUGUCUCUGACGUAUUUGAACGUGUAUCCAGCGAGGCGUCGCGCCUGGCGCACUACAACAAGCGCUCGACCAUCUCGUCACGGGAGAUCCAGACGGCCGUGCGGCUGCUGUUGCCCGGGGAGCUGGCCAAGCACGCCGUGUCCGAGGGCACCAAGGCCGUCACCAAGUACACCAGCUCCAAAAUCUUCUGAGCUGUUUCAGCGUGGAAGGGCGUGGGCUAAGCGCUCAUCUCCUUGGUUCCCAACCGCCCGCUGAGUCCACCUCCAACUCCGCAAGGGCCUCUCAGUACCUAGGAUCUUGGCAUCAUAUCUAGUCGGAGACGCGGCUGGCAGACUCAGCCAUCCCAUGUCAUCUUUCUUGAAGCAGUUGUCCAAACCAUUACAAGCCCGUGUUGGGGUGCAGCGUAUUCAAGGCUUUGGAUCCAGGAUGCGCUGCUGGCCCGAUACUGGCUGUCGCCACCGCCAACACCAGCGCUGAACUCUUCGCAUGUUACUCAGACCAUCGAGCGGCUGGAGCUGCUUGGAGGGGGAAGAGAGCUGCAUUUACUGAAGGAUUACAGAGUGAUUCCCCAGCACAAGUUUAACUGACUGCAGCUUUCUCAAAGGAGCAGGAUCCAGAACUUGCCCUUCUGUUUACAGAGGCUUUCAUUUCAGUACUCAGUAAUGCUGACACGGGAAUUUAGGAUCCUGGGUGGAACUGUGUCAGAACCCAGUUAGGGGUAAUGAAACAGCCCUGCUAGCUGAAUCCUGGCGGUGGAGACGCCAGCAUCCUUAGGAAUUGAGCACAUGUCAGGGGGUGGUUGUGACCCCCUGAGAAUGAAGAUAUGAAAUCCCAUGUUGGGACUUCUUUGGGUAGAGGGUACCCCUAGCACAUCUAGCCAUCUAUCCCUAAUUAAAGUGAGGGUAGAGUUAGAUUAAGUGGUUGAAUUAGAAAUAAAGAAAAAUGACUUGUAAACUCUAAUGCUUACAGGACAUUAUUAAGAACCACACAAAUCUCCAUUUUGCUGCAAGCUUUCUCGAGUAUCUUUCAGCAAGGUACUUCUAAAGUCUCUAAGAGGUUUGCACUCCUUAAAGUCUAUAAAGCAUGCCUUGUUAACAAACCAAGAUGCAAAUCUUUGAUAGAUUACAUGAAACACUUAGAAAAUGCCUGAAAAACCUGAUGUCAUGAAAAGUGAUAAAUGAUAGGGCUAAUACAACAUACCAAAACUUGAGCUUUCUAUCACUACCUACUCAGGAGUUUCAGACACUGCAUUCUACCACUGAAAAUACUGGUUCUACUACUGAAAGUUGAUUCUACCACUGAAUAUGAGGCAAAAUAUUUGUUGAUUUUUAGCACUCCUUGUUAGUAAACACCUACAGAAGUACCUGAGAACAACAAAGCAGCAAAUAUAAAAUUUCUAUCCAAAAUCAAAAGUGCCCAAAUUCUUCAAACACUGCAAAACAAAGGAGUCUUCACAUUUGUAUCAAGCUUGCAAGAAUCUGUUUAAAAUUUGCAGUUAAAAAUUACCUUCUUAACAAUGCUUAUGUCCUCAAAAUUAUCCCCAAGAAUUGAAUACACAUGAGAACUGUUUGUUGGAAAUUAUUAAACCUCUUGGAAACUUAGGGAUGGAAAAUAAAUUUAGGAAUUGUUUGAAAAGUAUAAAGGCAUAGUUUUAAAGAAUGUAUGUUGAGCUGGGCGUGGUGUCCCACACCUGUAAACUCAGC